Epinephelus fuscoguttatus (brown-marbled grouper) is the source of this 1164-nucleotide messenger RNA. Its product is annotated as alcohol dehydrogenase 1-like. Gene Ontology annotation, molecular function: S-(hydroxymethyl)glutathione dehydrogenase [NAD(P)+] activity; zinc ion binding. The record is from RefSeq and is a predicted model, not a curated record. The transcript is spliced from 7 exons. Gene Ontology annotation, biological process: formaldehyde catabolic process. Gene Ontology annotation, cellular component: cytosol. Bases 60 to 1115 code for a protein of 351 amino acids. NCBI's taxonomy places the organism in Eukaryota, Metazoa, Chordata, Actinopteri, Perciformes, Serranidae.
UCCUGCAGCUGCUCUCCUCUCUUAACUCCACUCUCGCUUUUUUACUCUUUGCAGCAAAAAUGGCCACAGCUGGAAAGACUGUGGCAACUUCGGUGUGCCAUUCAGACCUUUACCACCUUUUGGAGAAUAUGCAUGAAGACGGCUUCCCAGUAGUCCUUGGCCACGAGGCAGCCGGCAUUGUGGAGAGUGUUGGGCCUGGAGUCACUGAAUUUCAGCCAGGAGACAAGGUGAUUCCUCUGUUCAUAUCCCAGUGUGGAGAAUGUCGCUUCUGCAAGAGUCCAAAGACCAACCAGUGUGAGAAAGGAUGGUCCACUGAUCGUCUCAAUGCAAUGUCACCUUCAGAGUCCAGCUUAAGCUGUAAGGGGAAGAAGGUGCUACAGUUUACGGGAACCAGUACCUUCUCUGAGUACACUGUGGUUAACCAGACAGCUCUGGCAAAGAUCGACCCCGCUGCUCCUCUGGACAAAGUCUGUCUGCUUGGCUGUGGGAUCUGCACAGGAUAUGGAUCAGCAGUUAACACUGCUAAGGUGGAACCGGGCUCAACAUGUGCUGUGUUUGGCCUGGGAGCUGUGGGUUUGGCUGCAGUUAUGGGCUGCAAGGCUGCAGGAGCCAAGAGGAUCAUCGCUGUUGACAUCAAUCCAGAGAAGUCUGAGAAGGCCAAGGAGUUCGGCGCGACUGACUUCGUCAACCCCAAGGAUCACAGUAAACCCAUCAGUCAAGUGCUGUCUGAGAUGACUGGCGGAGGAGUGGACUACUCUCUGGAAUGUGUUGGAAAUGUGGGAGUCAUGGUGCGGCAGAUAGAGAGUGCCUUGGAGUCUUGUGUGAAAGGUUGGGGUGUCAGCGUUCUGGUUGGCUGGACAGACAUGCACGAUGUAGCUACCCGACCCAUUCAGCUCAUCGCUGGACGUACAUGGAAGGGCGCCUUGUUUGGAGGCUUUAAAGGUAAGCAUGGUGUGCCUCAGAUGGUUAAAGCCUACCUGGACAAGAAGGUGAAGCUGGAUGAGUUCAUCACUCACAACAUGACUCUGGACCAGGUCAAUGAUGCCAUUGAACUGAUGAAGCACGGCAAAUGGUAUGUUUACAGUCCUACACAUUCUUCUCAAUUUAUAACUUAACAACAACACAGAUAAAUUAAUAGGUGCAGGUCUGCUCGUUUCUCUUUUA